Cetraspora pellucida is the source of this 885-nucleotide messenger RNA. The record is from the annotation of a GenBank genome assembly. Lineage: Eukaryota; Fungi; Glomeromycota; Glomeromycetes; Diversisporales; Gigasporaceae.
AUGGUAAUUCGUCAAGUUGUUCGUUUAUACGGAUUGGUACCGCGCGCCCAUAACAACCUUUUUAAUGUUUCUCUGGGGGUGCAAUAUUCAAUUAAAAGAAAAAGCUCGACCAUUUCGGCAGAACAAACUAACAAAGUUGACAAGCCGAAAUCUAGAGCGAGCUCAUUGGUUCAGAGCAUUUUUCAUGGCUCGCCAGCCGCUAAGGAAGAAGAAAAACAAACGCAUUCUAAGCUACUUGCACGUGGAAAAUAUGUUCACGAGUUGCAAAAACACAAAAUAAAACCGGAAUAUCACGAUGACUACAUAAAACUUGUAUCUGAACAUUAUCCACGCAUCGCCAACAAUCAGGAAAUUUUCGUUCAUCUAUGCGGUAGUUGGCAGACUGAAAUUGGCGAACUAGACACAUUUUUUCAUAUCUGGGAAUAUAAAGGAUAUUCAGGCUAUCAUAACACGCAGAACCGGAUCAAUAAUGACGCUAGAUUCCUCAAAGAAAUAAAACCAAUGCUUAUUCAGCGUACGAAUCAAAUUUGCCUUGAAUUUGCUUUUUGGCAAACUAGUCCUCCAAAUGUUUUUGGUGGGAUUUAUGAACUAAGAACCUAUGAGCUAAAGCCUGGAAAUUUAUUGCAAUGGGAAUCUUAUUGGAAUCGCGGAUUAGAAUGUCGUAGACAAUUUUGUGAGCCAGUUGGGGCUUGGUUUUCUCAGUUAGGUGCUCUCAAUUAUGUGCAUCAUAUGUGGCAAUAUCCCGAUCUGGAGAAACGUAAAGUUACACGUGAGCAAGCAUGGCAGGUUGAUGGAUGGGCUGAAACUGUUUAUCAAACUGUCCGAUUGGUUCGCAAAAUGGAAACAAACAUUUUGCAACCUCUUGAUUUUAGUCCACUUCGAUAA